Xiphias gladius (swordfish) is the source of this 2546-nucleotide messenger RNA. RefSeq names its product neuregulin 1 (gene nrg1). Gene Ontology annotation, molecular function: chemorepellent activity; protein tyrosine kinase activator activity. Lineage: Eukaryota; Metazoa; Chordata; Actinopteri; Istiophoriformes; Xiphiidae. Gene Ontology annotation, biological process: cell differentiation; intracellular signal transduction; animal organ development. The record is from RefSeq and is a predicted model, not a curated record. The transcript has 8 exons. The coding region runs from base 609 to 2546 and encodes 645 amino acids.
CACCACCAGACAGGAAGAAAGGGAGAGAGGGAGGAGGCCAGAGCCUGCCCUGCUCACCACUUGGAGAGGAAAAUUGAGAGAGGAGGGGUGAGAGAAGAAAAAGGGGAGUAUCCCGUCUUCUGUGCCCUUCUGUGCUACUGCAGCCCCCCCUCCCCCCUCCUACUCUCUCUGAUUCUCUUUCUCUCUCUUUUCCCUUACUCAUCUGUUUCUGUGGCUGUACUGAGAGGAAGGGCACCUGCCGCUCCCUGAUGAUUCAGCCUUUCAGCUGCCUGGAGCUCACAGACAAGACAGCAUGUCCCUCCUGCCACUGCAGUGCCUGGCCGUCCUGUCCUCUCCACUACAGCUAUUGCAGCUGCAGCCGGCCCAUCACGUCGACACCGCCUCUUCUGCCCAAGUGCUCAGAAGGCUGUCUACAUACCUCCCAGACUGUUAACAAGGUUCGACUCACUUUGAAGAGCAUUUUUACCUCCGUCUGAAAUCCCAGCUCUGACUCUGCAGUCUCAUGAUGGAAAACAUACUCGAGGAGUCUGGUGGCAAACAGCCAUUGUGUGAUGCUCUGAGUUAAUAUUUGAGGUGUUCAGAGACCCUUCAUCCAGCAGUUGGACAGUAUGACUGAGGGAAUGGAGGACUUCUCUGCGGGGCCAGCUCCCCCUCCUGGAUCGGCCUCCCCCACCAGCUCUACUGUUGAUACUGGACGAGUCCCUAAGGAGAAACCUGAGGAGACAGAGGCAGCUGGUGAGAGUGGGGAGGAGGGCGCUGAGGGAACUGCAGAGGGAGGUGGUGAUGGUGAUGGGGAGCAUUUGGGGGCUUUGGGAAUUGUGGCCUUGCCAGGGACCUGCUGUGUGUGCAUAGAGAUGGAACAGAUUAACAAUUGCCUGCAUUCUGAGAAAAUCUGCAUUCUCCCUAUCCUGGCCUGUCUGCUUAGCUUAGCCCUUUGCACAGCUGGCCUUAAAUGGGUCUUUGUGGAUAAGAUCUUUGAGUACAAACCACCUACACACUUAGAUCCCAAACGCAUCGGACAGGACCCAAUUGUUAUAUCAGUUGACCCCACGCUGGGACUAACUGUGUCGAUUCCUCAUUCAUCUCCGUCUACUGUCUCCCUAACCACCGCCAUCACCAUUACCUCAGGACAUCCUGAGGUUUUAGUGGAAGAGAAAUCUACACGAGGGCCAUACAUGCCUCAUUCUCCACGAGUGACUCAGUCUGAUCCCUCUGUUACACUGAAAUACAACGCUGAACGUCCCACCAUCCCAAAGCAGACUCCCCAGCCGCAAUCAACGGAGGAAUUCAACAAUAUCAUCAUCCCAACAAUCUCUGCCACCAGCACCACCACCACAGCCAAGACCUCCAGUCAUGUGACGCGCUGCAGCGACAGCCAGAAGAACUACUGUGUUAAUGGAGGGGAGUGCUUCACCCUUGAAAUCAUGCCAGGCAGCACAAAGUUUCUCUGCAGGUGCUUGGCGGGAUUCACUGGGCACCGAUGUGAACAAGCUGUGCUUAAGAAAGUCUCAGACCCAAAACAAGCUGAGGAGCUGUAUCAGAAACGUAUUUUAACAAUAACAGGAAUCUGCAUUGCACUCCUAGUCGUUGGAAUCAUGUGUGUGGUUGCCUACUGCAAAACAAAGAAGCAGAGGAAGAAGCUCCAUGACCGUCUGAGGCAGAGCCUAAGGAAUAAGAGGAACAAUAAUACCAGUACUGGUAUUGGCCCCAAGCUGGCAAGCUCAGCCAGAGGACGUCAGAAUUCUAACUUGCCUCUUCAAGAUUUGCAGCUUAUCAAUCAAUGUAAUGGGAUGACUAUGCAGCAUGCAGCUGAGAAGGAGACAGAAACCACCUUCUCCACAAGCAAAUACGUAUUAUCUGCGCAUGAACCCACAACACUCACCCACAUCUCCAGCCAAAGGUUUGUAUCUGCAAUGACAACCCCGACUCAGCUGUCUCCGGUGUCCCGGGCCUCUCCUGCAACUCCAGGGUCUACUCCAUCAGAGAUGUCAGCCCCCCUGUCCAGCCUGGCCAUCUCUGUCCCCUCAGUGGCUCUAAGCCCCUCUGGUGAGGAGGAGCGCCCUCUGCUGUUGUCAAACACAUGUCAGCCACACAAGUCCUCGAGCCGAGAUGAACAGAAGAGGACCUCUGCCCACUACAACCAUGGUCAUUUGGCACAUAGCUUACCACCUAGCCCACUGUUUACUAUGGAGAAUGUUAACUACCAAGUCAUAGGUGACCAUGAUACCACAGCUGACAGCCAGAGGUUCUCAGAAUCCCUUGAGAUAAUUCUAACAAACAACAACAUCAGUGGAAGGAAAACCAAGAGUGCAGGAGUCGCCAAUGGUCAUGUGCUGCAUAAUCUGGAGUCCAGUGUUGAGAGCAUGCUAGUAAGUGAACCAGAGGAGCCUCGGGGGGAACACACACCCUUCCUUUCCAUAGAUAACGCUACAGCCCUGUUGCUCAAGGCUAUGGACAGCAGCAGGACUAACCCAGCAUCAUCAAAUGAUGACAUGCAAGUCAAGUCAUCCUGUUUCACCACAAAACAAGAUCCAGUUGCUGUUUAA